AUGACGCGCAGAUUAACUUCUCCAUUAUCAUCAUCAUAUUCACCACAUCCGAACAACCUGCUCUGGCUGUUGUUCACGGGUGCGAGCGUGCUACCAUGGCAGGGCACCUGUGCCGCUGAAACAAAGUGCUACGACACAUGGGGGAAUGAGGACCCAGAUCAACAACCAUGCCUAUCUGGCUCAUCAGACACCGCGACCUGGUGCUGUCGCAAGACCGACCAGUGCCUGACUAACGGGCUUUGCCUCAGCCCCGGCCUGAAUAAUCUCAUGACCCAGCAGGGUUAACAAGAUCUGGGUGUGGUUCCUUUACUCCCCUGCCCCUCCAGCUUCGACGCCCGCACUGGUGCCGUCAAGUUCUGUUGUGGCCCUGAAGCCACCUCCUGCUGCGCGACCCCCUCCCUUUGGAUCACCAUCGCGACUGCCACCGCUAUUCCCUCCCGCUCUUCCUCUUCUUCAGCCUCCAACCAAACCCUCAAAAUCGGUCUCGGUAUCGGUCUCGGCAUAGGCAUCCCCAUCCUGCUCGUCCUCCUCGGGGUGCUUUACCUCCUCUGCCAACCCGUCCGUCGGCGCGGCUACGCUAAGUCCUCCUCGCGCGGCGGAACAAGCACCAACGGUGGCGACAAAAAUCGCAGAAGAAGAGGCCGCAGACAGUCGUUCGGCGACAUCGAUACCAACCCGCCACCCGCAAGCGAUGACGAAGCCAAUGCAACAGGGCGCGUGGAAUGGGCCGAUCAGCAGAAUUACCCCCCGCCGCCGCCAGCGACGAUCGGGUCUAUGGGGAGCUGGCGGUCUGCUUUCCAGUAUGGGUUCCAUCACCACCAGCAGCAUCAACAGCCGCCGCCUAGUCCGCGGGAGCUGGAUGCGGAGGAGCCGAAUGUUCGAUCGAGGAAGGGAGGGGGGUUAGCGAGAUUCAGAGCGGAGUUGCCGGCGGAUAAUGUGCCGAAGGAAGACAGGAGUGUGUCAAGGCAGGAGGGUAAGGGGAAUAAGGUGCCGGCGGAGAAUGUCGAGUUGCCCACGCCGGAUAGGGUCAGUCCGCCGCCGAGGUCGGAUUCGUUAGGGAAUUUGUUGAACAAGAAAGAAAAGGGGGAGAGGGUCGCGGAUGGUCAAUAA
Molecule: messenger RNA, 1110 nt
Organism: Thermochaetoides thermophila DSM 1495
Lineage: Eukaryota; Fungi; Ascomycota; Sordariomycetes; Sordariales; Chaetomiaceae
Source: the annotation of a RefSeq genome assembly